AUGCCCACAGCAAGUUCUGUCAGCUCUCUUCACGUGCAAAUGACUCAUGGAAUAAGCCCCACAACUUCUACUACUAUUGCUGGUACAACUAUUACUAGCAGCAGCAAGGUUUUGGCCCCUGCUGCUCCUUCUCUGGGAAUGAGGCGGUCUGAGGUGGGCGGGCAGCUGCAAGACAGCUUUGAGGCGCUGCUGCGAGAUCAAAGCUGUGGUAUCAUUGGUGGGGGCGGCGGCUGCAGCAAGGUUUUGGCCCCUGCUGCUCCUUCUCUGGGAAUGAGGCGGUCUGAGGUGGGCGGGCAGCUGCAAGACAGCUUUGAGGCGCUGCUGCGAGAUCAAAGCUGUGGUAUCAUUGGUGGGGGCGGCGGCAGCAGCAAGGUUUUGGCCCCUGCUGCUCCUUCUCUGGGAAUGAGGCGGUCUGAGGUGGGCGGGCAGCUGCAAGACAGCUUUGAGGCGCUGCUGCGAGAUCAAAGCUGUGGUAUCAUUGGUGGGGGCGGCGGCAGCAGCAAGGUUUUGGCCCCUGCUGCUCCUUCUCUGGGAAUGAGGCGGUCUGAGGUGGGCGGGCAGCUGCAAGACAGCUUUGAGGCGCUGCUGCGAGAUCAAAGCUGUGGUAUCAUUGGUGGGGGCGGCGGCAGCAGCAAGGUUUUGGCCCCUGCUGCUCCUUCUCUGGGAAUGAGGCGGUCUGAGGUGGGCGGGCAGCUGCAAGACAGCUUUGAGGCGCUGCUGCGAGAUCAAAGCUGUGGUAUCAUUGGUGGGGGCGGCGGCAGCAGCAAGGUUUUGGCCCCUGCUGCUCCUUCUCUGGGAAUGAGGCGGUCUGAGGUGGGCGGGCAGCUGCAAGACAGCUUUGAGGCGCUGCUGCGAGAUCAAAGCUGUGGUAUCAUUGGUGGGGGCGGCGGCAGCAGCAAGGUUUUGGCCCCUGCUGCUCCUUCUCUGGGAAUGAGGCGGUCUGAGGUGGGCGGGCAGCUGCAAGACAGCUUUGAGGCGCUGCUGCGAGAUCAAAGCUGUGGUAUCAUUGGUGGGGGCGGCGGCAGCAGCAAGGUUUUGGCCCCUGCUGCUCCUUCUCUGGGAAUGAGGCGGUCUGAGGUGGGCGGGCAGCUGCAAGACAGCUUUGAGGCGCUGCUGCGAGAUCAAAGCUGUGGUAUCAUUGGUGGGGGCGGCGGCAGCAGCAAGGUUUUGGCCCCUGCUGCUCCUCCUCUGGGAAUGAGGCGGUCUGAGGUGGGCGGGCAGCUGCAAGACAGCUUUGAGGCGCUGCUGCGAGAUCAAAGCUGUGGUAUCAUUGGUGGGGGCGGCGGCAGCAGCAAGGUUUUGGUCCCUGCUGCUCCUCCUCUGCGGAAGAGGCGGUCUGAGGUGGGCCAGCUGCAAGGCGGUUGUGAAGCGUCGCAGAGAGAUCGGCGGAAGAGAGCGGCGGAGAAUGGGGCUGGCGGAGGAGGCGGCUUUCUAGCAAGAAAGAAGCGGAGGAGAGCAGAGGUGGCGGUGGCAGCAGCGGCGGCGGCAGUGGUGGCGGCGGCGGCGGCGGCGGUGGCGGCGGAAGCGGAAGCUGAAGUGGAUCCUUGUGGAGAGAGCGACCUGCAUUGGCAGCAAGCUCACCAUUCCAGCAGCACAGCCCCCCGAGAUGCUACAGCCGGCCAAGAUGUCACUGCCCUCCGAGAUGCUACAGCCGGCCAAGAUGUCACUGCCCUCCGAGAUGCUACAGCCGGCCAAGAUGUCACUGCCCUCCGAGAUGCUACAGCCGGCCAAGAUGUCACUGCCCUCCGAGAGGGCACUGGUGUCUGA
Messenger RNA from Closterium sp. Yama58-4, 1767 nucleotides. NCBI's taxonomy places the organism in Eukaryota, Viridiplantae, Streptophyta, Zygnematophyceae, Desmidiales, Closteriaceae. The record is from the annotation of a GenBank genome assembly.